AUGGAGAGGAGAACGGUCCGGGUCCUGCUCGAAGCGGCAGUUCCGGCGGCGGCGGCAGCAGCGGCGGCAGCCAACAAGCCUCCGGCCGCAGCGAGAGAACGAGCUCUGCCGCCUCCGCUGCCUCCGCCAACACCGCUCCGCAAGGCGGUGACGAUAGCGACGAAGCUGGCGGUGGUAGCGGCGGCGGCGGCGGCGGCGGCAGCGGUACGGCCGAGAGGUUCCUAA
Molecule: messenger RNA, 225 nt
Organism: Ectocarpus siliculosus
Lineage: Eukaryota; Phaeophyceae; Ectocarpales; Ectocarpaceae
Source: the annotation of a GenBank genome assembly